AUUGGUAUAAUAGUCCCAAGUCAUGAGUCAACUCAACUCAAUGCGAUGAAAUUGCAAUAUAAAGUAAUAAUUUAAAUUUUGAUGUUGGAGAAAGUACGUCAUAACCUUGGUGCUACCGAUGGCUUCAAUAACGGUGGUGACGGUACCUGACGGCGAUCGCACGCCACUUCUUCAGCCGGAAUAUUCCGGAGGAGGUACGGAAUAUUCUUCAACGCAGUCAUCGGAGGAGCCUCCACCGAAGAAUUCAAAUGGUCCUAAACAACGCCUUGUAUCGCUUGACGUUUUCCGAGGCAUCACCGUUUCGUUGAUGAUACUAGUUGAUGAUGCCGGAAAAGCAUUUCCGUCCAUAAACCACGCGCCGUGGUUUGGGGUGACGCUCGCGGAUUUUGUUAUGCCGUUUUUCCUCUUUGGAGUAGGUGUUUCAAUCAGCCUCGUGUUCAAGAAAGUAGUAAACAGAUUAGCAGCCACGAAGAAAGUAUUAUUCAGAUCCACGAAGCUCUUUCUGUUGGGAGUGAUUCUUCAAGGUGGGUAUUUUCAUGGACGUGACAAUUUGACGUACGGGGUUGAUGUGGAAAAAAUACGUGUGAUGGGUGUGCUGCAGAGAAUUGCAAUCGGAUAUCUGCUAGCUUCCGUUUUGGAGAUUUGGCUUGUUAAUAAUACUGUCGUUAAUUCAGCAGUAGCGUUUGUUAAGAGAUACUCCUUCCAGAUUGGGGCUGGAAUUUUAGUAGGUGUAUUGUACAUGGUUUUGCUGUAUGGACUGCAUGUUCCAAACUGGGCCUUUGAAAUCUCAAGUCUCAGUACGAUCCUACCAACGUCACUUGGAGCUAAUAGUCAAACUGUUCACUGUGGAUUGAGGGGCAGCCUCGAGCCUCCUUGCAAUGCAGUUGGCUUGAUCGAUCGGAUUCUUCUCGGGGAAAAGCAUCUCUAUCAACGCCCUGUAUAUAGAAGAACAAAGGAAUGCAGUGUCAACUCUCCAGAUUAUGGUCCUUUACCGCCAAAUUCACCAGCAUGGUGCCUGGCUCCAUUUGAUCCAGAGGGAAUUUUAAGCUCUUUGAUGGCUGCCAUUACAUGUUUUGUCGGAUUGCAUUAUGGACACGUUCUUGUGCAUUGCAAGGGUCACAUGCAGAGGAUAUUUUUUUGGCUCGUAUCGUCCCUCCCACUUCUGAUCUUGGGUUACCUUCUAAAUAUUUUAGGCGUUCCUUAUUCUAAACCGUUGUACACAUUAAGUUACAUGUUCAUCACAGCAGGAGCCUCUGGUGUACUUAUGACCAUUAUCUACUUUAUUGUUGAUGUCAAAUGCAUUAGAAAGCCAAGUGUAAUAUUUCAAUGGAUGGGAAUGAAUGCACUCGUUGUCUAUGCUCUAGCUGCUUGUGACAUAUUUCCAGCUAUUGUGCAAGGUUUCUACUGGCGUUCACAGGAAAACAACCUGGUUGACUUAUCGGAGAGGCUAUUGCAAUCGAUUUUCCAUUCGGAGAAGUGGGGUACAUUAGCCUUCGUUGUGCUGGAGAUCGUAUUCUGGGGUGCUGUUGCAGGUUUUUUACACAUGAAACGCAUAUAUCUAAAACUUUAAGGUUGUCUACUUGUCCAUAUGUAUAUAUGUAUAUAGGAAAACCCAUAUUACCAGCUGUAUUUAUUAGCAAAUAAUCCAUGUAAAAUAUGAAUAAUAUUAUAUAUACAUGUAUGGUAGGAUGUUAGGAUGUAAAGCCCUCUAUCAAGUGACAAA
Erythranthe guttata (spotted monkey flower) is the source of this 1723-nucleotide messenger RNA. RefSeq lists its product as uncharacterized. Lineage: Eukaryota; Viridiplantae; Streptophyta; Magnoliopsida; Lamiales; Phrymaceae. The record is from RefSeq and is a predicted model, not a curated record.